GAUGGCUUUUCAGGGCCAGAGUCUAGCAGGCCCUCCGGUAUAUAUUGAGGAGCGAACCCAUGUGAGGGGUUUAAUGAGGGAGAUAGAAUCUAUUGAAGGAGAAGGCCCUUAUUGCAGCCAAACCUCUUCAUCAUCACCACCACCAGCACCCCCCUUUCUUACUAGUAGUAGUUGUGCCUUGGUCUCUCUCUCUCUCUCUCACCUGCUCUAUUAUAUUUUUUAGUUUUCUCAGCAGCCGCAUCAACAGCAGUGGAAAUGACUAAACAUGAAGACUUUAAGCUCCUCAAGAUACAGACAUUCAUCCUCAAAGUGAACAUACACUGUGAUGGGUGUAAGCAGGAGGUGAAGAAGCUUCUUCAAAGGAUCGAAGGAGUCUAUACAGUUAGCAUAGAUGCAGAGCAACAGAAGGUCGCAGUCUCAGGGAAUGUGGACUCCAAGACCCUGAUUAAGAAGCUGGCCAAGUCAGGCAAGCAUGCAGAGCUCUGGACUCAGAAGCCCAACAACCAGAGCCACAAGCCCAACCAGCAGCACCAAGCUGCCCAAUCCCUUAAAGAUGGCAAGAAGAACAACAAAGGCCAGCCAAACCAGGCCCUCAUUCAAGGUCUCAAAGCCUUCAAGAACCAGCAUGGAAAGCUUGAUUCAUUCAGCUCCGAUGAUGAGGACUACGAUGAUGAUGAGGAGGAGGAGGAGGAUGAGCCUCAGCUACUUGGCAAUAAGAUGAAUCAAUUCAAUAUACUGAGGCAGGCAAACAAUGCAGCAGCAGUAGCAGCAGCUAGUGUUAGGGAAAAUGGCAAUGCAGGUAAUGGCAACAAUGGAGCUGGAAAGAAGAUAGGAAACUCCAACCAGAAUAUGGGGCUCAAGGGCCCAAAUGGGCCAGACUUGAAGGUCUUAAACGGUGCACUCCCCAACAACAAGAUGGGCAAUGUUGCCCACUUUGCUGGUGGCAACUUUAGUGCAGGGGAAGGCAAGAGGGUGAGUGACAUCAAUGGCUUCAUGGGCAUGGGAGGCCUCCAAAGGGUUGGUGGGAACAAUGGGUUAGGGUUCCACCAAGCACAGCAGCAGCCAGGGAGCACCUUCCCCUCAGGCUUCCCAACAACUGGUGGUGGUGGGCUUGGAGGGGCCCACCAGGCAGCCAUGAUGGGGAACCUGCAGGCUUAUCAGAACCAUCCAUCAUCCAUGAUGAUGAACUUGAGAGGGCUCAACAACAGCAACAACGUGCUGAUGAAUGAAAGCAGAUACAUGCAGCCCCAGAUGAUGUAUAAUAGAGCUCCACAAGUCCUACCCUACACUGGUUAUUACUAUCCCUACUACCCAAGCCCUUAUCCCAAUCACCAGUCAGAGACUGCUGACUAUGGUGCCCAUCUUUUCAGUGAUGAGAACACCAGUAGCUGUGCUGUGAUGUAAAAGAUGAGAGGUCCACUGGGAUCAGGGGGUGUGAGGUGUGUGAUAAACAAAGUACUGGGUACUUCUGGUUGGUUUACCUUUUCUUUUUCUGUCAUUAACUCUUGCUCUAAAUGGUUCAUAUGGUGCUAUUUGACA
Molecule: messenger RNA, 1539 nt
Organism: Elaeis guineensis (African oil palm)
Lineage: Eukaryota; Viridiplantae; Streptophyta; Magnoliopsida; Arecales; Arecaceae
Molecular function (GO): metal ion binding
Source: RefSeq, a predicted model, not a curated record